Messenger RNA from Xyrauchen texanus (razorback sucker), 1837 nucleotides. RefSeq names its product RD3 like (gene rd3l). Bases 63 to 764 code for a protein of 233 amino acids. The transcript is spliced from 4 exons. The record is from RefSeq and is a predicted model, not a curated record. NCBI's taxonomy places the organism in Eukaryota, Metazoa, Chordata, Actinopteri, Cypriniformes, Catostomidae.
AGUCGCAUUCUUCUUCUCAACUUUGCCCGCCUGAUGCAACUGACGUUUUACAAGGGCAUCCGAUGGAGUCAAGGCAUCAUGGACCUGGAAGCCCAGCAAUUCCAUUCUUCGGUUGGUCCAAAUGGCCCAACACAGAAAGUGUCCCAGCUCAAGGAUGUAUGGCACCUGCAGGCCCGGGUCGAAUGCUGCUGCAAGAACUGCUUUGGCAGCUAGAGAAAAGGGCGGUUCAGGUUCAAGAGGAGGAGUUCCAAUACAGCAAAUCCCGUGGCAUUCUGACACACCGUCACCCCCCAGCAUACCCAAGCCCGCUGGCCCUCAUACCUGCCUCAGAGCGUCAUCAGCUAGAGCGCCUCUGUGGGCGCAUCCCACCCUCACACACUGCCAUUGUACUUACUAGGUUUCAUGAUCUUUUGGCCCACAAUGACAUCUCUCCCUGGGAGCUGGUGGGUGUCUUCAAGCAUGUUCUUAAGGACUUCCUGAGGAGACAGGAAGACAAAGUGCAGAGGCGUCCACUCCCUUCAGCUCCACCAGCAAUUUCUUCUGCUCCCAUUCCACCUAUAGAGAGUGGUAAUAAAAAUCACUGGGCUGAAAAUGCCUCUCGGUCUUCACCAGAGGAGUCCAGAAAACAAAGAGAGGAGAUCCCUACUAUUUCUAGUUAUGUGGAUAAACGCUUGCAUGCUGCCUGCCCUUACUCUAUCCACCGAGAUUGGAGCCUGCCCUAUUUCCACCCUUUUACAUUUGAGGCCUACAGCACCACUUUGUGAGCACCACUUAAUUGUGGAAAAGAACAUGUGAUCCCUUUUAGUUUGUCCCUCCUCUUUGCAAGUUCCCUUGUUCUCUGACACAGAUCUACUCUGCGCUUGCAACAUUGAGAAUAUCUUAUUACCCUCUCCAGUUUCAGUGAAACUGACUAAAAAGUGGAACAGUGUGCAAAGUUAAACCUUGGAAUAAGAGCCAUAAUCUUUUGUAAUUAAUCAAAAAGAUGAACAAACUUCUGAUUUUAAUUAUAUAAGGGAGGUCAUUUUUCUCUUUGGGAAUGGACCAAUAAUGUGUGCUCAUUUUUUUCCUAUUGAAAUAACAUUUUUACUUCGUAUUGUAGCUUUCCAAGAUAUACAGCUAAUGAGCGAAUUGGAGGUACAAACAUAUACAAGCACAUUCACCCAGAGCAGUCAACCCAGUUAUCCAGCCUAAACUGUCUUUUUUCGAAAGUUAUAUUUCUGGAUCACAGAGCUGAGAUUAGCCUGAGGGCAGAGGACUGCCUUUGCACAUCAGUGAGUCCUGCUCUCUGCAUUUACCCAUGAUUUGCCUAGCCUGUUUCAUACCUCUCCAAACUUUUUAGAUCAGUGGUACAAACUAAUAUUGUCUGCCUGUUUGUGUACAAAUAAUGAGAUAACUAUUCUUUUUCUUUUUCGUUUAGCAUGGGCUAAAAGUGGCAAACAAACUUCAGAAUUAAAGCACAAGUUUGUUGAUUGUCCAUAAUGAGAUGAUCAUAACGCUUCCAAUUUAAAGCAGUUUCAAAAUAGUGUAAAACAUUAUACUGUUGUACUUCUCUUGUAGAGUGGAGUGUAUGAUCAUUAAAUACAAUAAUCUACACCAGCAAUACCAAAUACUGUCUUUUAUAAAAUUAUUUUCUGCUUUGGAUUUUGUUAUUGUCUUUAUUACUUGAAUUUUUUUUUUGUAAUUGUGUAAUUGUGUAUAUGUAAGCUGAUCACUUGUAUUUACUUGCUUCUGUGAACCCUGUAAGCUUAUUUUUUCAAGCUUCUAAUAUCUUCAUUGUUCAUUUGCUCAUACCCAGAAUUUUUGAAAAGCAUGUUGAGGAUUGUGUUGUCCUCAAAAA